This is a messenger RNA of Pezoporus occidentalis (night parrot), 545 nucleotides long. RefSeq names its product keratin, type II cytoskeletal 6A-like. The transcript has a single exon. The coding region runs from base 180 to 431 and encodes 83 amino acids. Gene Ontology annotation, cellular component: keratin filament. Gene Ontology annotation, biological process: intermediate filament organization; keratinization. The record is from RefSeq and is a predicted model, not a curated record. Gene Ontology annotation, molecular function: structural constituent of skin epidermis. NCBI's taxonomy places the organism in Eukaryota, Metazoa, Chordata, Aves, Psittaciformes, Psittacidae.
AAAUGAAGGAGAAAAGAGGAGAAAUUCAAGGAUAGUUGAAAAAAAGGAGGAAGAAAUGAGGAAUCUUCCUCUUGGAAAGUGGCUUUUAACCAGCCAUAGUCAUAGUGGGGAUCUGGGAAGUGAUUCCCUUGGUCUCCCACAUCAGCAAGAGGAGGUUUGAGUUGUGUGAUGCUCCCCAUAUGAAUCUCACACAUCCCUUGGUGGGCUUUCAGGUCCGCUUCCUGGAGCAACAGAACAAGGUCCUGGCCACCAAAUGGGAGCUGCUCCAGCAGCAAGGACCAUCAGGGCCGAGGAAGAACCUCGACACCAUCUUUGAAAACUACAUCCAGAACCUGAGGAGGAGGCUGGAUUCCAUCCUGGGACAGAGGGGGCAGCUCGAGUCGGAGCUGCAGAACAUGCAGCAAUACGUGGAGGAGUACAAGACCAAGUAAGUGCCCUGGCAGGCUCAGGAAGGAGCUCAAGCAGCCUGGAGAGCAGAGCUUGGGCAUUCCCACAGGCUUCCCAUUGCUGAGGAGCUCUGGAGAAAUGGGGCUGAGGGAAGAGGG